GUGAAACCGUUAGCACCAGAUUGACUGGUUUUGCACGAUGACAAAUGUCCGUCGUAAAUUUAACCCAAAUACAAUGUUGAUAAGAAGUGUUAAAUUAAUAUGAUAAACAUAUUUCAAGGUCCUUCCAAAUUUCCGAAACAUAUUUUCAUAGUUUUUCUUUUUAUUUGCCGAAAGUAUAUGUUGUAGAAUAUGCUACUAGCAGCAGCCGAGUGGAUACCAUGUCACGCAAUCGCACCAUCAAGAGAAGGGGACCCGAAGCCACGAACCGAUCGACACAGCGCUGCAAGAUCGGCUCACUUUGUGCCCAAGCCGAACAGCCGCCAUUCACUUACGCUCAACUAACUCCAGCGCAUACAAAUUUCAGAUACUUCAAACAAAACUCUCCCACCCACUCCCAAUAGGGGGCCGAAGCGUGGAUCGGCCGCUCCGUUCAUCAACACAUGCACACACACAGAGCCCCGGGAGCCGAUGUUGGCCGUGCUGUUGGUGCCUAUCUGAUGGUUAAGAAGCAGCCAGCAUUUAGGAAAGAACCGUGUACCGCGUGGUCUUGCAGGGGUGAAUAAGUUUCGAGCUUCGGCUGUGUGCUGCGGAUAGUGUAUUUCAAGGAAUCGAAGGACACACCUCUCGUGUAGUGAGGAGGCCGAGCGAACGAGUUGUUGAGACAAAAAAAAAACAUAAUCGGAGAGUCGUGACAGGAAGGUCAGAUUUUCGAGCGUGAAACCAGAACGGAAGUAGACGCGGGACUUCAAAAUGUUAACACCACGGAUACUCAGAUUAGCGAUAGUACUAUGCAUCAUCGUUGCCAUCUUCUCACAGACCACAGACAGCGCUCAGACAAAACGAAGGAUUCGACGACCCACCAGCCUCAAAUCGUCUUCCACAGCCGCCAAGCCGAAUGAGGAGGAAAACCAGAUCCCGGCCAAGAAGGUCGCGCAGGAUCGAUCCGAUCAGGCCCCUUCCUCGGCAACGAACCGGUUUCGUGUGCGUACGAAAACUCGGGGCAGCACAGCUCUAGCCGGAGCCGGAGCAGCUGCUGCCGCGGGAGCGGCCGGUGGUGCUCUUGCCACCAAAAAAGUACAAGAUAAGGAAGGGUACAAGAUCGUUUGCUACUACACCAACUGGUCCCAGUAUCGUACCAAGCUAGGCAAAUUCGUGCCGGAGGACAUCCCAGCUGACCUGUGUACUCACAUCAUCUUCGCCUUCGGUUGGUUGAAGAAGGGUAAACUGAGCUCAUUCGAGAGUAACGAUGAAACCAAGGACGGAAAGACUGGUCUGUACGACCGUAUGAUGACUCUGAAGAAGGCUAACCCCAAGCUAAAAGUUCUGCUAGCCAUCGGUGGUUGGUCGUUCGGUACGCAAAAAUUCAAGGAAAUGUCCGCUACACGGUACGCUCGUCAGACAUUCAUCUACUCAGCAAUUCCCUACCUGCGUCAACGUGGAUUCGAUGGUUUGGAUAUGGAUUGGGAAUACCCGAAGGGAUCAGAUGAUAAGAAGAACUUCGUCUCGUUGUUGAAGGAAUUGCGGGAAGCAUUCGAAGCGGAAUCGCAGGAAGUUCGUCAAACCAGAUUGUUGUUGACAGCCGCUGUCCCGGUGGGUCCCGAUAACGUCCGUGGUGGAUACGAUGUUCCGGCUGUGGCUAGCUAUUUGGACUUCAUUAACUUGAUGGCUUACGAUUUCCACGGAAAAUGGGAACGAGAAACUGGACAUAAUGCCCCACUGUAUUCCCCAUCCUCGGACUCGGAAUGGCGCAAACAAUUAUCGGUUGACUUCGCUGCCAAUCUCUGGGUGAAGAUGGGAGCCCCUAAGGAAAAACUCAUUAUCGGAAUGCCAACUUAUGGUCGUUCGUUCACUCUUUCCAACACCGAACGCUACAAGGUUAACUCACCGGCCAGCGGUGGUGGUAAAGCCGGAGAGUACACCAAAGAAUCUGGCUUCUUGGCUUACUACGAAAUCUGCGAGAUGCUGCUGAACGGUGCAGCGUACAUUUGGGACGAAGAGAUGAAGGUUCCUUACAUGGUUGAUGGCGAUCAGUGGGUCGGAUUCGAUGAUGAACGAUCGAUUCGUAACAAGAUGGUCUGGAUCAAGAACAACGGAUUCGGUGGCGCUAUGGUGUGGACCGUCGAUAUGGAUGACUUCAGCGGAACGGUGUGCGGAGGAAAUGUUAAGUACCCGUUGAUAGGAGCUAUGCGCGAGGAGCUGCGUGGCGUUACACGUGGUAAGGACGCCAAGGACGUCAACUGGGCCGAGGUUGCAGCUACCAUUGAAGAGAAGGAAGUCGAAAAGCCAGCCCCAAUCAAGAUUUCCGUCAGUGAAGUGCUUAGCAAAGUUCAAAAACCACAAAAGAAAAUCAUCAAGCAAGGAUUGGCCACUGCCGACAAGAACUCUCGUCCCGGACAAGUAUUCUGCUAUUUGACUAGCUGGUCCGCUAAGCGCCCGGGAGCUGGAAAGUUUGAACCCAAGGAUAUCGACGCUAAGCUCUGCACGCACGUUGUUUACGCAUUUGCAACUCUGAAAGACCACAAGCUUAGUGAGGCGAACGAUAAUGAUCCGGACAUGUACGAUGAAGUGAUCGCUCUGCGUGAGAAGAAUCCAGAUCUGCAAAUUCUGCUAGCUAUUGGCGGAUGGGCUUUCGGAUCUACUCCAUUCAAAGAGCUCACCUCCAAUGUAUUCCGUAUGAAUCAGUUCGUUUAUGAAGCCAUUGACUUUUUGCGUGAAUACCAAUUCAACGGUUUGGACGUUGACUGGGAGUAUCCACGCGGUGCUGACGAUCGUAAAGCGUAUGUGGAUCUACUUCGUGAACUUCGUAUUGCCUUCGAGGGUGAGGCUAAGACUGCUGGACAACCACGACUGCUGCUGACUGCCGCUGUGCCAGCCUCGUUCGAAGCCAUUGCCGCCGGAUACGAUGUGCCAGAAAUCUCCAAGUAUCUCGAUUUCAUCAACGUAAUGACUUACGACUUCCACGGCCAAUGGGAACGCCAGGUUGGACACAACUCACCGCUCUUCCCGCUGGACUCGGCUUCAACCUAUCAGAAGAAGCUGACCGUAGACUAUAGCGCUCGCGAGUGGGUUAAGCAGGGUGCCCCCAAGGAGAAGCUUCUGAUCGGUAUGCCGACCUACGGACGCUCGUUCACUCUCGUAAAUCAGACUCAGUUCGAUAUUGGAGCUCCUGCCUCGGGAGGCGGUCUGCCCGGAAAGUUCACCAACGAAGCUGGCUUCUUGAGCUAUUACGAGAUCUGUGCGUUCCUCGGAGUUGACAACACUACCCUGGUGUGGGAUUCAGAGCAACAGGUACCGUUCGCCUACCGCAAGGAUCAGUGGGUUGGAUUCGAUGAUGAGCGAUCGCUGAAGACGAAGAUGGAGUGGUUGAAGGAAAUGGGAUUCGGAGGCAUUAUGGUAUGGUCUGUUGAUAUGGAUGACUUCUCGGGCCGUUGUGGAAGCGGAAAGUUCCCUCUACUGAAUGUUCUCAACGAUGAAUUGAAGGACUACAAGGUACAACUGGAAUACGACGGACCUUAUGAAUCUCACGGACCACGAGGAGCCUAUACCACCAAGGAUCCUACUGAAGUCGUUUGCGCUGAAGAAGAUGGUCACAUCAGCUACCAUCCAGACAAGAGUGACUGCACCCACUAUUACAUGUGCGAAGGAGAACGAAAGCACCACAUGCCUUGCCCAGCCAAUCUUGUCUUCAACCCGAACGAGAAUGUCUGCGACUGGCCGGAGAACGUUGAAGGUUGCCAGAGCCACACGCCGGCUCCUGCCGCCUAAGUGGAGACUAUUCGAUAAGGAGGUCGAAAAUUGCUAGCUUAAUAACAUAACCAUUAAACCCCUCCCUACAUGCACACCCACACACACACACUUUCCUUUAGACGUAAUGCAAAACGUGUUUUAGUGACAAGUAUGUUAUGUUAUAAUCAUUGCCGAAAAUCGAUACUUCCGCGAAAACUGCCAAACUCUUCCGUAAAAAAAAUACUCUUCUCGACGGUAGCCUCAAUACGGUACCGAUAUUGAGGAUCGAACCGGAAGACGAACUGUUGUAAAUAUUUCUUAGUAUGCAUUACGUAAAUUUUGUCAGUAGAAAUGUACUCCGUUCAAACCGAACUUGUAUAUCGAUGUUGGAUACACCUAAAAAUGGAACCGAGUAGCUGCCAUCUAAUAAAUUCAUCCAGAAAAACGAUCAUCCGUUAUUUCCGCACGCACCCACAAGAAAGCGAAGAAUGCAAAAAUCAAGAAACUUUUCUUUAUAACCCUAAUAUGUUAAACGAAUAAUAUUUAUAUACAAAUCAUUAAGAAUUCCCUUUCCCCCCGUAAUGUUAAGUAUUGUUAAAUGUUAGAUGGUGUAACGAACAGAAUAAAUGAGAAACAUACAUAAUAAUGACACAACUCGAGGAUGAAUAGCGCUAUUCAUCAGUAGGAGGAAUUAGUGACAGGAGGACUACUCCAGAAGCAACCAAUCUGAAUCACAAAACUAAAACACACACAGCUUCUCAUACUUUUUUUUUGUUAUCCGUACGAAUUUGUUUUCUUAUUACAAUAUUUUUUCGCGAUUCAGCUAAUUCGAAAACUCUGUUUAAAUGUGUUUUUUGAGUAGAUGUAUAAAAUCUGUGAUAAUUAAGUGUAUAUAAAGAACAAGAGGAAAACAAACAAUUCAAGAAGCAAGCGCAUAUCUCAUGGGCAACAUCGACCAUGUAUUGACCAAUGUGCACCAGCAGCGAGUAGAAGAAACUAAACAGCUGAAAACAGGACGGAUUUGACAUAAACAACAAAAGGAUAUAGAUCCCGGGAAUGGAAAUUUAACCACAGAAAACAAUCUACAAUCAACGCGAACAAGCGGAUGGUUUGCUCAUUUUCUAUUUGUAAGAAAGUGACGGCGGUUUGGCGCCACCCAAGCAAGCGUUCAGUCCGCUGAAGUUAACAAUUUGUUACGAAAAAAAUGAGGAAGAUAAAUUGGAUCAGACGAUCAGAGAGAAAAUAAUAACAAAUAAGGGAAGUGGAUCAAGCAAUACUUAUAGCGACAAGUAGUAAGCAGUAUGUAAGCGGAAUUUGAGAGAGAUUGAAGUUUUAAUCGGAACAGUGAUCAGUGCUGUCGAUUGAUGCUGACAUCGAUUUAUUGUAAAAUAUACUGUAUGUAAUUUACAAAAUGUAUAACAUUAUUUUUAAAUAAAGGAUUAUUUAAAGCUAGUGAGUUCCAAUGACGGUGUUAUACAGGGUGGGCCAUUUAAAGUGGAAGCAUCUGGCAACCCCAUAACUUUUGACAUAAAUGUCAGAUUAACAAAUGUCAUACCGCGUUGGAAGCGUCAUUUCAGUACAAUUUUAACCAUGGAACAAUACACACCUAAACAACGCGCUGAAAUUGUUCAGCUGUACAUUCAAAUAACUUCUCAAUUUUGUUUACUAAACGUGCGUGGAAAAAUAAAAAUAAAGUUAAAACAUCGCCUAGAGACAACACUAUACGUCGAUUAUAUGCCAAAUUUAUAUCGUCUGGUAGUGUUGGUAAUGCCAGUCAUCUGUCCAGACAACGACCAAGACGUUUCGACGAGAAUAUUGAUGCCGUUCGAGCCAGUGUUGCAGAGACUCCAUCGACAUCAGGUCGCCAUCGUUCGCAAGAGUUAGGCAUCUUUUUAUUGUCAUUUGUUCGUGAAAAUGAAUUGGACAAUUACUGGUUCCAACAGGACGGCGCUACAUGUCAUACAGCGGCUGCCACGACCAAAUUAUUGCGCGAAAUGUUCCCCGGAAGAUUAAUAUCGAAAAACGGCGAUUAUGACUGGCCACCGAGAUCACCUGAUUUGACGCCUCCUGACUUUUUUUUAUGGGGAUAUUUAAAAUCCAAGGUAUACACUGGU
This is a messenger RNA of Toxorhynchites rutilus septentrionalis, 5840 nucleotides long. It is a transcript of the gene Cht7, whose product is annotated as probable chitinase 10. The coding region runs from base 751 to 3765 and encodes 1004 amino acids. Gene Ontology annotation, molecular function: hydrolase activity, hydrolyzing O-glycosyl compounds; chitin binding. Lineage: Eukaryota; Metazoa; Arthropoda; Insecta; Diptera; Culicidae. The transcript is spliced from 9 exons. The record is from RefSeq and is a predicted model, not a curated record. Gene Ontology annotation, biological process: carbohydrate metabolic process; chitin catabolic process. Gene Ontology annotation, cellular component: extracellular region.